AUGGAACUACGUCUUAAGACAUUUUACAGUAACUACAGGCAAGGAAUUUUACGAUUAUCUUGUCUGGCAUUGCUAGGUGCUACAAUUUUGGGGUCAAGUUCCUCAGUUACAGAGAGAAAGAAUAAAAAACUUAAAAAGGAAGACAAUACGAAUGAUGAUGGAAGGAAAAAGUGGAAGAAGAAAUCAAGCACAGUGGGAAAAAAUAAUAAAAAGUCAAAUUCAACAUUUGACUUUGUAAAUGAUUCUAAUGCUACAGAUGAUGAAUUGUCCUUAACAGAAAAUGCAGAAAAUUUGAAAGAGAACCAAGAAGGAGUGACAGGUAACGAAAUGGAAGAUAGAAUAGAAAAUUAUGAAACCAAAAAGGUAAAGAAGAAGAAAAAUAAAGAUUUUCUCCUGAAACUUAUUCUUCUAAACAAAAAAUGUGUAUUAUUAUUAAUAAUGCAGUCUCUACUACUAGUCAUUAGAACUAUGUUAUCAUUACAUGUUGCAACAUUAGAUGGGAAAUUGGUUUCGACUUUGGUGAAAGGAAAGUAUACUCUCUUUCUAAAGAUUUUAUUAGGACAAUGGAUGACGCUAGGGAUCCCUGCAAGUUUUAUUAACAGUUUGAUAACGUAUACUACAAAAUUAUGUUCCGUUACUAUAAAUAGACAAGUAUCGAAUAUGAUGUUAAACAAGUAUUUAUCCAAUCAUCGUACAUUUUAUGCAGUGGCUAGUAAUUCUCCAGAAAUUCAAGAUAACUUGACAAGAGAUAUUUAUGAUUUUUCCACCAAUAGUUCAUUGCUAUUAAAUCAAUUACUAAAACCAACGUUGGAUUUGAUUCUUUGCUCUUUCAAACUAUUAAACUCUAAGUCAAACAUGAUGGGUGAAGGGACCUUAAUUUUGGGCCUAAUCGUUUACACUUCAAACACGUUAUUAAAAUUGAUUCGUCCAGAUUUUACCAAACUGACUAUUAUAAGAUCAUCUUUGGAAAGUUAUUUUAGAACUUUACACUCGCAUUUACAUUCAAAUAAUGAAGAAAUAGCGAUUUUAAAAGGUCAAGAUCGUGAAUUAACAACGUUGGAUUAUUCAUUUUAUAACCUUGUUCUUUUCUUAAACAGAGAGAUCAAGGCCAAAGCAUUGUAUGAUAUGGCAUCUACGUUCAUUAUUAAAUAUACUUGGGGUGCAGCAGGUUUAUCUUUGUGUUCGAUCCCAAUAUUUUUCGGACUUGGUAAUGGUCAUAAUGAGAAUGGUAAGACAGAUAUUACAGCAGACUUUAUCACAAAUAGACGUUUACUCCUGACAGCAUCGAGUUCCUUUGGAAGAUUUAUUGAAUUGAAGAGGAAUAUUCAACAACUAAAGGGUACUAGGAUCAGAUUAAAUGCUUUCAAUGAAAUUUUAGAUAAAUAUCAACAGAAUGAGGAAGAUGUCGAUCCAACCAAUAAUAAACUUAUUGAGUAUAACAAUGAUAUUAUACAAUUCGAUAAUGUCCCAUUAAUUACUCCUGCAAAUCAAGUUCUGGUUGAAUCCUUAAACUUUAAAUUAGAGAGGGGCAAUCACCUCCUCAUUAUAGGGCCCAAUGGCUGUGGUAAAUCCUCUCUGUUUAGGAUUCUUGGUGGUUUAUGGCCGGUAUUGAAUAAUCCCAAUGGUAAACCAACUAAACUGACUAUGCCAAAGAGAAGUACCACCGGGGAAUGUUUGAUAUUUUAUCUUCCUCAAAGGCCAUAUAUUGGUGUAAAUUCCACCUUCAGAGAACAAAUAAUAUAUCCUGAUUCAACAGAACAGUUUCUUGAAAAAUAUGAUGGAGAUAUUGCAAAGGGUGAUGCAGAUUUGUUUAAUAUAUUGAAAUUGUUAGAUCUUGACGAUCUCGUCAUCGAAAAUAUGACACUUGCACUUGCUCAAAAUGUACCAAAGACCUCACUAUUUACGCCAGAAAAUGUACCAUCGAAUGUUAAUAUUACCAAUUCAACAGAACCACCUUCUGUGGAGCUUAAAGAGGCAUUUGAUAUAAUUCGUAAAUGGACAGAAGAGCUAUCUAUAGGUAUUCAACAAAGAUUAGCAAUGGUGCGUAUGUACUAUCAUAAGCCCAAGUUUGCUGUACUAGACGAAUGCACCUCUGCAGUAUCCCCAGAAAUGGAACAAAAGAUGUACACUAUCUCAAAGGAUCUUGGUAUUUCUUUAAUUUCAGUCUGUCAUAGGACAAGUUUGUGGCAUUUCCACAACCGCUUAUUGAAGUUUGAUGGUAAAGGUAGUUAUAAAUUCGGUGAAUUCGAUCCUGUAGAGAGAUUAAAAAAUGAAGAACGAUUAUUAGAAUUGAACAAAAUUUUAGAUAAGGACGUUCCAGUAUGGUCCAAACGAUUGAGUGAUCUCUCUGUGGCUAGAUCAUCUAAUAUGAUCCGUAGAUCCCAAUCAGAUUUAAAACAACUUAAAAAUAAUACCAUUUUAGAACCAAGUUCUUCUGAGACUGAUUCUAUAGAAGUAGUUGGGAAUAGAGAGUUGCCAAUUGCAAAAAAAAGCUUUGAACCGGUUAAUCGUUCGAUUGUUGGCUCAAGUAAACGACUUCCAUUGGUUUCAAACGAUAAGGGCAGUCCUUUGAAGAAGGGGGUAGAGAAAAAGACGAAACUAAAUAAGAAAUUAAAGUUGAAUAUUGAUUGA
Maudiozyma saulgeensis is the source of this 2631-nucleotide messenger RNA. The record is from the annotation of a GenBank genome assembly. NCBI's taxonomy places the organism in Eukaryota, Fungi, Ascomycota, Saccharomycetes, Saccharomycetales, Saccharomycetaceae.